This is a messenger RNA of Prunus armeniaca (apricot), 279 nucleotides long. NCBI's taxonomy places the organism in Eukaryota, Viridiplantae, Streptophyta, Magnoliopsida, Rosales, Rosaceae. The record is from the annotation of a GenBank genome assembly.
AUGGUUCUAAAGCUUAAGACGGAUCCGGAGCAGGCAAAAUCUCAUAAAACGGAUCAACUGUCUCCUUCUAAUUUUGGCAGCAGGGAGGCGACAUGUCGCGUGGCUCUAGCGACCGGUCAUUUCUUGGCAGAGGCACAGGGUGUAAACAACCCGAGGGAGGCGACUGCCGUUUUGGGGGGACGACUGGUCGUUUGGAGGCAGAGACUCCUCCUGUGCACGGAUAAAGGGAGGCGACCGGUCGCUUUGAAGCUGAGUCUCUGCUGUUGUGAAAAAAUCUAG